Molecule: messenger RNA, 813 nt
Organism: Cotesia congregata
Lineage: Eukaryota; Metazoa; Arthropoda; Insecta; Hymenoptera; Braconidae
Source: the annotation of a GenBank genome assembly
AUGCCGCCAUUAGCCAAUGUUAAAUUAAAUCAUAUCACUGACCUCGAUAUUCUCGGAGAGUUUCUUACACGAGCUACGGAAGAAGUCCGAAAAGAAGUUAUUCCUAGUGUUGGUUUACGCCUUCUAUUAAAUAAAAAAUACCCUGAACAUGUGUUGAAUGACCACCCUGUUGGCAAGGAACUGCUGUUGAUCGCCAGCAAGAAAGACAUCUCUUUGGAAGCUGUAUGGAUAUCUCAUCUCUGUGAAAUUAUAGUCAUUUACUGCUUACAAAAAAACUUAACUCUUAUUAACGAAGAUUUUGAAGAAUUAGCUGAGAAAAUAGUUAAUUUGUUUCCAGCAGAGUGUAUUCAAACUUUUUACGUACCUCCAGUAAAAAAAAAGAAUUCUUUACGCCAAGUUAGUCAGAUUUCUAAAGGGAAAUUGGUAGAUAAAUACCGAAAUACUUUGACAACCAUUAGAAGUUUGCGAAAAGUCGCCGAUGUUUCCAAUGACUGUAUGGAAUUAGAUGAAAAUCAGGACAACAGUCAAGAUCCUGCGCUGGAGAGUAAGAAAUGGUUAAAACAUCAUCGCGAUGAAGUUCAGGUGAUACUUCAUUGGAAAUCGUCUUAUCAGUUACGAAGAACUGAAGUUUUAUCAAACAAAUAUUUAAGUGCGACUGAUAUUCUGAAUGAUUGGCCUAUGUUAAAGGAGUUUGUAUGCGCUGAAUUGAUAAAUACAGAUUUUGAGCAAACUUAUACUUGUCAAGUUGGAAAUUUUAAUGAGUGUUGGAAUAACACUUUCCUUCAACUGAAGAAGUUUUUUUUUAAUAAAUAA